This is a messenger RNA of Meira miltonrushii, 1258 nucleotides long. RefSeq lists its product as uncharacterized. NCBI's taxonomy places the organism in Eukaryota, Fungi, Basidiomycota, Exobasidiomycetes, Exobasidiales, Brachybasidiaceae. Gene Ontology annotation, biological process: ribosomal large subunit assembly; cytoplasmic translation. The record is from RefSeq and is a predicted model, not a curated record. Gene Ontology annotation, molecular function: RNA binding; structural constituent of ribosome. The coding region runs from base 85 to 801 and encodes 238 amino acids. The transcript has a single exon. Gene Ontology annotation, cellular component: ribosome; cytosolic large ribosomal subunit.
CUCGAAUCAAGCUUCGUUGUUCUUUCUUUCUUUACGAUUGCGACUGUCAUCAAUCAAUCGUCCCUCUUUUCGACAUUUAUCAUCAUGGUUGCCACAGGACGUAACAACCCAGCCAGCGCCAACGUUGGCAGCAUGAGCCGUACAGCCGUGUACACCAAGAAGGGCUCUUACAAGCACAAGGGUGUUCGUAAAUCCACAGGACCUGCUAAGGCUCAAGAGCAACCUUCUUCAGUCUCUGUUGACAUCAAAGGCGGUAAACGUUCAAAGCCAUCAGUCAAGGCUCAACGUUUCUACCCAUCCGAAGAUGUUGCCGUACCAAAGAAGAGCCGUAAGACCCCUGGUCAGGCAAAACUUCGUCCAACUAUCACACCCGGUACCGUUUUGAUCUUGUUGGCCGGUCGUUUCCGUGGAAAGCGUGUUGUCUUCUUGAAACAACUCGCUUCAGGUUUGUUGCUCGUCACCGGUCCAUUCAAGGUCAACGGUGUCCCCAUCCGUCGCGUCAACCAAGCCUACGUCAUCGCCACAUCCACCAAAUUGGACGUUUCAGGUGUCAAGGUUGAUGCUAAAUUCAACGAUGCUUACUUCAACAAGGAAAAGUUGUCUGGUCCCAAGCCAGAAGCCUCUUUCUUCGCUGACCCAAAGAACAAGGCCGCACACCCAGAAGCAAAGGUUGCUGACCAAAAGGCACUCGACAAGUCCAUCAUCGAAUCCAUCAAGAAGGGAGGACCCGCAUUGGCUAAAUACUUGGCUGCCACCUUCUCUCUGUCCAACGGAGAAUGCCCUCACGCUAUGCGCUUCUAAAGGUGGAGUGGAGCAAUUCUCUCAUCGCCAUCAUUUUGAUCUCGCACCCACAUACACAUUUUUUCUUGAUACGUCUGCUCGGGUAGUUGCGAAGGCGUUUUGUACUGAUUUAUAUGCCAAUGAAUGAACUACCCAAUAAGUGAUGACUGAAACAGUGAGUAACUGUACCAGCAAUGAGAUUGAGUGUUGUGAGAGCGUGCGACUUUGUUACAUGACUGGGAAGUGUUAGGCUAGGAGGCGGCUCAUUUCGGAUACAUCGUACAUCGAUGGGUUCCAGACGUGUGUGCUUUCAAAGACGACAUUCAAGGUACCGGCGCCAUUGUUUUAGGUGACUUUAUCAAUACUACUUAAUCGGGAAAUAAAGUAUCUAGACGUUUAAUAUUAGAGUAACUAAUAAUGACUUAAAUAAUAAUUUUACCUAUGUAUUUCUCUUUCUUUUGAUGUUCAUCAAUCGAUC